Molecule: messenger RNA, 537 nt
Organism: Prunus armeniaca (apricot)
Lineage: Eukaryota; Viridiplantae; Streptophyta; Magnoliopsida; Rosales; Rosaceae
Source: the annotation of a GenBank genome assembly
AUGAGUGCAAUGAGCUCAGUGGCGAUGGUUCAGUCUCAGAGCCUUCACAAGGUGUUCGUGUACGGCAGCCUCAUGGCGGAGGACGUUUGCAGAGUCCUCUUAAAUCGCGUCCCUCAAUCUUCCCCUGCCAUCCUCAAGGGCUACCAUAGGUAUAGCAUCAAAGGACGAGUUUAUCCGGCGAUUCUACCGGUUGAGAAUGACAAAGUUACCGGCAAGCUCCUGUUGGGCAUCACAGAUCCUGAAUUACACAUUCUGGAUGAAUUUGAGGAUGUUGAGUAUGAGAGGAACACUGUUGAGGUCUCCUUGGUGGAUAGUUCUGACAACUUGUUAGUUCAAGCUUACGUUUGGAGCAACAAAAGUGAUCCAAAUUUGUAUGGAGAUUGGAAUUUUGAGGAAUGGAAGCAACUACACAAGAAAGAUUUUAUCAAGAUGACUACGGGUUUCAUGGAAGAGCUGGAGCUGCCUGAAGCAAAGCCGAGAGUUGCAACAUAUGAAUCAUUUUUUCGGCAGGGUCCUGAGAAUCCCGCCGCGUCGUGA